UCACUAUCGCAACCUUAAUGGCCGCCGCUUGUUUGGCGUUAUUGCUGUAGCAUUUUCUGCUUGCAAUUAAACUGUUAUCACGUGUACAUUACUCGUUACAAUAAAUAAUUACUGCUAAAAAGUGUUAGUACUCCAUAAUGGCUGCAGUACAAGGCGCUCCAGGCAAUAAACAGUGGCCGGCAAGACCCGGUCUUCAGCAUCAGAAUAGCCAAGGCCCAGCGCCUAGCGUAACAUUGAAUAGGACAAUAAACUUAUAUCCUCUUACUAAUUACACUUUUGGGACAAAGGAGCCUCUAUUCGAGAAGGAUGCGUCAGUUCCCGCCAGGUUUCAGAGGAUGCGGGAGGAGUUUUCGAAAAUCGGAAUGAGGAGGUCAGUGGAAGGAGUUCUCCUAGUACAUGAACAUGGUCUACCUCAUGUGCUGUUGCUACAGCUCGGGACAGCAUUCUUCAAGCUGCCCGGAGGAGAGCUCAACCCUGGAGAGGAUGAGAUUGAGGGUUUGAAGAGGCUCCUGACGGAGACCCUCGGCAGACAGGACGGUGUUAAGCAGGAGUGGCUCAUCGAGGAUACUAUAGGUAACUGGUGGCGUCCAAACUUCGAGCCGCCCCAAUAUCCCUACAUACCGCCACACAUCACGAAACCAAAAGAGCACAAGCGCCUUUUCUUAGUUCAAUUACAAGACAGAGCCUUAUUCGCAGUGCCCAAGAACUACAAACUGGUUGCUGCACCUCUCUUCGAAUUGUAUGAUAAUGCUCAGGGUUAUGGCCCCAUCAUCUCAUCGUUAUCACAGAGCCUCUGUCGGUUCAACUUUGUGUAUAUGUGAGAGAAACUUAAUAUUACUUUUAAACCCAAACGAUUGGGUGGAGAUUUGUGAGUGUGUGGAGUGUUUGUUUGUGUGGUAUUAACUUUAUAUAUGACUAGCUAUGCCCCGCGGUUUCACCCGCGUGAUAACGUAAGUCCCGUUUCCGGUGCCUUUAUAUUAUUGGGGAUCCAACAAAUCACUAUCGUAACAGAAGUCAGGAUUACUUAAUAUGGUGGUUAAGUAUUCUUAAUUUUUCAUUUUUUCUUAUGUGAACUGUUUCUGACAAAUCAUUAUCCAAGAAUUUUGUUGUAUUUGCCACAACAAAAUGAUUGAAUAAUGGUCUCGGGAACUACUGGUCUGUUUUGUAAUAAUAUUUCUGUGUUAGAUAGCUUCUUUGUUAAGGGUAUAGGAUGUAUACCAUCUCGCUAUGAUUAAUAAAAGUGAUGUGCAAAAACAGGGAAAAGAUUUAUGCCCUCUAAAAUUUUUAAUUCCAUUUAGCUUAUAUCUCAGGUUAUAACCUCAUGUAUGCAGGCAUGACUAAGAAGCAAACAAUGCAAAUCAGACAAGUAAAUAACGAAAAAA
Molecule: messenger RNA, 1382 nt
Organism: Trichoplusia ni (cabbage looper)
Lineage: Eukaryota; Metazoa; Arthropoda; Insecta; Lepidoptera; Noctuidae
Gene: Cpsf5
Product: cleavage and polyadenylation specificity factor subunit 5
Exons: 4
Coding region: 138-821 (227 amino acids)
Cellular component (GO): mRNA cleavage factor complex
Molecular function (GO): mRNA binding
Source: RefSeq, a predicted model, not a curated record